AAACAAUAAUCUUAGCGGCCGAAUGUUUCCAAAGUUUUCUAAUCUGACCAGCUUAGAAAUUCUGCAUUUGAAUGGGAAUCUCUUUCCUGGAGAAAUCCCAGAUAGUUUGUUCAACAGCUCAUACUUGAAGAGUCUAGAUGUUAGUUAUAACUCCUUAUCAGGUAAGCUGCCAACUUGGAUGGGAAAUUUGACUUAUCUGCAAACACUUUUGAUGGCCGGUAAUCAUCUUGAAGGACCGAUUCCCAUUGAGUUUUGUUCACAUGAGAACAUUGAAAUUCUUGAUCUUUCGCAAAACAAUCUCUCAGGCUCUAUCCCAUCUUGCUUUAGCCCAAUAUCCCUUCUUCAUGUAUACCUGCAUGACAACAAGUUCACAGGACCAAUAACAAAAUCCUUCUCUCAAAGCUCAUCUUUGGUGACUCUAGACAUCAGAAACAACUACUUGACUGGAGGUAUUCCCAGUUGGAUUUCCAAUCUCAGUUUGAGCAUUCUUCUUCUGAAAGAAAACCAGUUGGAAGGAAGAAUACCUGCUGAGUUGUGUCAGUCGUCCUUGAUGACUAUACUAGAUCUUUCUCACAACAAUCUCUCAGGUUCUAUUCCUUCUUGCUUGAACAAGAUACCAUUCAAAAUAGGGUUUCGUUCUGGAAAAUUUCGUUUACCUGUUUUUCUGGAUAUUGAUCUACAGUUGUCAGCGUAUUCAUAUCAAAGCAGCUAUAUAGAGUUACUUCAAAUACCUUCUUAUGCUAAACCUGUAAAUUAUGAAAUAACCUCCGUUGAGUUCACAACCAAGAACAGGUCUAACUUCUACAUGAACAACUUUUUAUACAACAUGACUGGAAUUGAUCUGUCUUGGAACAAAUUGACAGGCAGAAUACCACCCGAAAUGGGGGAGCUAAAGCGAAUCCGUUCGCUAAAUCUUUCACAUAAUGAGCUGAGUGGUUCAAUUCCAACAACCUUUUCGGGCCUAAAGUACAUAGAAAGCUUGGACCUUUCUCACAACAAGUUGACAGGAGCAAUUCCUCAACAGCUUACUGAACUGACUGUGCUGGGAUAUUUCUCUGUUGCUUACAACAAUUUAUCUGGUAAAAUACCUGAUAAAGCGCAGUUUGGUACUUUCGUGGACAAUAGCUAUGAGGGAAAUCCUUUUCUUUGCGGGUCAAUAUUGAAGAAAGACUGUAACUCAACUCUGGAAGAGUCACAGGGGGGACACGAGGAGGGAGAGAACAGCUUUAUGGAGAUGCUGGCUUUUUACUUAAGUUUUCUUAUGGCUUAUGCAAUAAUGGUGGUGGUACUUAUUGCUACUCUUUACAUCAACAUGGAUUGGAGAAACAAGUGGUUUCAUCUAGUUGAUGCUUGUAUCAAUACUUGUCUUUGUAAGUUGACCAAUCAAAAUGAUUAGAAUUUCAUCAUUGUUUAAAAGAAAAUGCCGAGGGAAGCCGAAGGCAUGUACCUAUGUACUAGCAAAACACAAAGCCGAAUGGGUAAAAUCCCAUGAUAUUAAACUUUUGGUGAUUGAAGCAUAAUUGGACACUAAACUUCUAUUUUUUUCUUGUUAAAAACAAGGUAGAAAUUGUAGAGAAGCAAAGAAGUAAGCGUAUGUCAGAGAUUGUCAUCGAAAUCAACUCAAAUUUAUAUUUGUAAAAAGGUUUUUUUGUUGUGUUGAGAAAGUGUUGUAUACAAGUAAAAUAGGAUGUGUUGUGAGAUAACGGAGAAAAUGAUUGGAGUAAACUUUAAAGUAUUGACUGCAGCUAUGGGUGAUGAUAUUUGAUAAAUAAAAGCUGAGUAGAGAAGAGAAUGAGAUUAAAAAAAUGAUUUGGAAAGAGUAAAUUACAGAGGGAACUGAAUAAAUUUGUUAAAAGUUUUUAAAAGUCUUAUGAAUCAUUUAAAUUCUUAUUUAUAGGUUUCAAAAAUAAGAGUUAUAUAUUUUGAGUAUU
Molecule: messenger RNA, 1931 nt
Organism: Durio zibethinus
Lineage: Eukaryota; Viridiplantae; Streptophyta; Magnoliopsida; Malvales; Malvaceae
Source: RefSeq, a predicted model, not a curated record